AUGGUAGCUACCCCCGAGGCCCCGAAAUACACUGCCGUGUCCUUUAACAGGGAUGAUUCGUGCUUUUGUUGCUGCCAUAGUACAGGAUUUCAAGUGUUCAACACGGACCCCCUUCAAAGCAAGAUCGAGAACGUGUUCUCCGGGUCCGUUGGGAGAGCGAAGCUGCUCAAUCGGAGCAAUUACAUUGCGCUGAUAGGCGGCGAUGGGAGCAAGCCUGCCUUCCCGUUGAACAAACUGAUCAUUUGGGAUGAUCUGUUGCAGAAGGAAACUUUGAAGCUGAGUUUUAUGUCCCUCGUCCAGGACGUAUUUCUCACGCGGUUAUAUAUUGUAGCCCAGGUAGAUGGUGCACUUUGCGUGUAUCGUUUCAAGAGCUAUCCACAACGGGUGGGAUCGGACAUCCCCACGAGCAGGGGGUCCCCCGUUGGCUUUCAAAUGAACGGCAAGAACCAGGGAAUACUUGUGUACGAGUCCGCAACGCACCCGGGACAAUUGCACGUUGCAACGUUGGAGACUAAAGACACGGAUGUUGGUGACUCUGUGUUCUUCCCCACGACGAUUAUCAAAGCUCACAAGACGACCGUGCGGCUCGUUAAGUUGAACCGGCAGAGCACGCUGCUGGCAACUUCUUCCGUGAAGGGUACAGUGAUCCGUGUAUUCAAUGUUACGAACGGGACGCUGGUGAACGAAUUCCGGCGUGGGUCGGACCCUGCAGAGAUAUACGCCAUGAGCUUCAACCCGUCUGGUGACAAGCUGUGCGUUGUCUCGAAUAAACAAACAUUACAUAUCUACCAGCUGGGCGGCGGCAGCAACGGGCAGCAGGAGGCCAACCGGAGACACGCCUUCCAGGGACUUGUGCCGCAGUUCAAGUACCUCCAAUCGAAAUGGUCGAUGUGUUCUAGUCACCUGUAUAAUCCGACUUUGCACAUGCAGGAGAGGUACGACCGAUCAGAUCGGUGCUCCGUGGGCUGGUGUAACGAGAACAACGACACCGUGGUGCUCGUGUGGCAUAACCUUGGGAUAUACGAAAGGUAUGUGAUAAUGAAAGAACCGAAUCCAACAAAGGGUAAAGAAUAUGAAGAAAAAUGGCAAAUCGUACGAGAGUCGUGGCGAGACUUGAGUCCAUGA
Molecule: messenger RNA, 1125 nt
Organism: Huiozyma naganishii CBS 8797
Lineage: Eukaryota; Fungi; Ascomycota; Saccharomycetes; Saccharomycetales; Saccharomycetaceae
Gene: HSV2
Product: phosphatidylinositol-3,5-bisphosphate binding protein HSV2
Exons: 1
Coding region: 1-1125 (374 amino acids)
Biological process (GO): protein lipidation; autophagy of mitochondrion; protein localization to phagophore assembly site
Cellular component (GO): cytosol; phagophore assembly site membrane; extrinsic component of membrane
Molecular function (GO): phosphatidylinositol-3,5-bisphosphate binding; protein binding; phosphatidylinositol-3-phosphate binding
Source: RefSeq, a predicted model, not a curated record